CUGUUUGCUGCAAUGAACAAUUCAAUGGAUGGCACAGGCUCCUAUGAGGAGCUUGUCAGGCAGAAAGCUCGGAGCAUUCCUCAACAUCGCAUGAAGGAGUUCCUGGAGUCUUUGGCCAGCAAAGGACCGGAUGCUCUGCAGGAGUUCAGCCAACAAAGUGGAGACACUACAACCACCACCACAACCAUGGUUUACCAACAAGAGGCCAACUGCAUCUACACAGACAGCACUGAGGUGGCAGGAUCGCUGUUGGAGCUGGCGUGUCCGCACUCUGGUCUGAUGCAGGUUCAAGUGCAGGUUCAGCCACAGCAGCAGAUACAGGAGUCCACAUCCCAGCAGCAGCCCGUGCAACAGAAUACAGAGCAGCAGAUAGUUCAGGUGCAAAUUCAGGGUCAGCAGCAAGGUCAGAUGCUCAGCCAGGUUCUCCAAGUACCCUCUGGCUCUCAUCAGCAGCUUCAGAAUGUGACUACUGCACAGCUGAUUCAGCCCGGGGACCUGACAGAGGAGCAGCACCAGCAGCUGCAAGCCCAACUUGUUGCUGCUGUCGCAGGAGGACAACAAAUCCAAAUCCAGACAGUGGGGGCCCUCUCACCCACCCAGCAGCAGGACAGUGCAGAGAGAAGAACAAUGGGAGCCACAGUUGCCACAUCCCAGGGGGCAGGUGUCCUCCAGCCAGCCAAGAAGCGCAAAGUGGACAUGCCCAUCACUGUGUCCUACGCUCUCCCGGGUCAGCAGGUAGCCACAGUCUUGGCCAUCCCUCAGGGCCAGGGCCAGCAGCAAAGUUAUGUGUCGCUGCGGCCAGACCUCCUAACUGUGGACAGUUCCCACCUUUACAGUGCCACUGGUACUAUCACAAGUCCCACAGGGGAGACGUGGACCAUCCCCGUGUAUUCUGCCCCGGCUGGAUCGGGAGGCCGGGAGCAGGUGACACACAUUGCCAUCCCCCAGGAGGCAUACGGAACUGUGCAGGUUGCGGGUACAAACACUACAACGAUGACCACAAUGCCGACCCAAGUCACUGUUGAAAAUGACAAGCUGAAAAUCCCCGCCAGUCAAAGUCAGACGGCGCAAGCUGUGUCCAGCAUAACCAGCUCCGGAGGAAUGAGCAGCCAGGAGGAAGUGGUGCACACGCUGGCUGCAAACACGCUGUUCCCGGCUCAGUUGAUGAACGGAAACAUACACAUCCCCGUGGCCGUACAGGGCUACUCUAACGCUACACAGUCCCUUAUUUGGGACCCGCAGCAGCAGGUGCUGCACACACAGGGGCUGUCAGGGCAGGAUGCACAGCAGCUACAGGGUCAGACAGUGGUAGCUGAGGUGGAUGGUCAAGGCCAGCAGCAAGUGCAGGUGCAGGAGCUUCUGCUACCUGCCACACUGAAGCCAGAGGAGGGACUGGACGUGUGGCGGCUUUGGGCUCAUCACAAAAAUACAGAGUUGGAAAAAUCGGAUACGAAUAAACUGGCCCCAAUAGGACGGCGCCAGGCGCUGCGUUUCCAGGAGGACUUGGUGUCAUGCGCGGUGGCUGAGCUCUGCAUGGGUCUAUCUAUGAUGACCACAGAGGCCCGGGGAUUGGAAGGGGAAUCCUAUGAGGCCGAUGUGCUUUACUAUGUAUUUCUGUGCAUACAAAAAUAUCUUUUUGAUAACGGUCGCGUGGAUGAUAUUUUCUCAGAUCAGUACUACACUCGCUUUGCUCGCAGUCUACACCAAAUCUUGGAGCCCUGGAGACCGUCUGUCCAUCCAUUAGGUUAUAUAAUCCCCAGUCAUGUGACAGAGGAGAUGCUUUGGGAAUGUAAACAGCUUGGAGCUCAUUCUCCCUCAACACUGCUCACAACCCUCAUGUUCUUCAACACAAAGUAUUUCCACCUAAAAACUGUGGAACAGCAUCUAAAAGUGGCCUUUUCAAAAGUGUUGAGACACACCAGGAAGAGUCCCAAUAACCCCAAAGACAAGAGCACCAGCAUCCGUUACCUGAAGUCCACAGAGAGGUUCAUAGGGCAGAAAGUAACAGAUGACAUGUACUCAGAACAGCUGGAAGACCCAGACAACCCUUUGCGAUGCCCCAUCAAACUCUAUGACUUCUACCUCUUCAAAUGUCCACAAAGUGCUAAAGGCCGCAACGACACCUUCUACCUGACCCCAGAGCCUGUGGUGGCUCCAAACAGCCCCAUCUGGUACUCAACUCAGCCAAUCUCAAAAGAGCAGGUGGAGCAGAUGCUCGCCCGCAUCCUCGCCGUCCGUGAAAUCCAGGAAGCCAUGAACCUGUCAGAGGCUGUUCAGUAG
Menidia menidia (Atlantic silverside) is the source of this 2280-nucleotide messenger RNA. The record is from the annotation of a GenBank genome assembly. NCBI's taxonomy places the organism in Eukaryota, Metazoa, Chordata, Actinopteri, Atheriniformes, Atherinopsidae.